Molecule: messenger RNA, 1305 nt
Organism: Aspergillus terreus NIH2624
Lineage: Eukaryota; Fungi; Ascomycota; Eurotiomycetes; Eurotiales; Aspergillaceae
Product: AAA family ATPase VPS4
Exons: 4
Coding region: 1-1305 (434 amino acids)
Biological process (GO): vacuole organization; endosomal transport
Molecular function (GO): ATP binding; ATP hydrolysis activity
Source: RefSeq, a predicted model, not a curated record
AUGAGUAACACCGAUUUUCUGGGACGGGCGAUUGACACGGUCAAGAAAGCCAUCGAGCACGACAAUGAGGGCGAGUACGAGAAGGCAUACCAGAUGUACUACUCCGCGCUGGAGCUGUUCAUGCUCGCUCUCAAAUGGGAGAAGAACCCCCGGUCCAAGGAGAUGAUCCGCGCAAAGACCGGCGAGUACAUGGACCGUGCGGAGAAACUCAAGAAUCAUCUAGCCCAACUAGAUCGGAAGAAACCCAGCGCUGUUGGCGCCAACGGGAACAAGGUUGCCCAUGGGACUGGGAAGGGAGGGAAAGAAGAUGACGAAAACGAAGACGCCGACGCGAAGAAGUUACGGUCGGCCUUGCAGGGCGCUAUCUUGUCGGAUAAACCGAACGUGCAAUGGGAGGACGUGGCUGGUCUCGAGAAUGCGAAGGAGGCGCUGAAGGAGGCGGUCAUCCUGCCCAUCAAAUUCCCGCAUCUGUUCACUGGCAAGCGACAGCCGUGGAAGGGCAUCUUGCUCUACGGUCCCCCCGGUACAGGAAAGUCAUACCUCGCCAAGGCGGUGGCCACCGAAGCCAACAGUACGUUCUUCAGCGUUAGUAGUAGUGACCUGGUGUCGAAAUGGAUGGGUGAGAGUGAAAGACUGGUAAAGCAGCUAUUUAACAUGGCUCGCGAAAACAAGCCGGCGAUUAUCUUCAUCGACGAGGUCGAUGCCCUGUGCGGGCCACGUGGCGAAGGAGAGUCCGAAGCAUCUCGCCGCAUCAAGACUGAAUUGCUGGUACAGAUGGACGGAGUAGGAAAGGACUCCAAGGGGGUCUUGAUUCUCGGCGCAACGAACAUCCCCUGGCAAUUGGAUGCGGCUAUUCGGCGACGAUUCCAACGGAGAGUCCACAUCAGUCUGCCUGACAUGAAUGCUCGGAUGAAGAUGUUCAUGCUGGCUGUGGGCCAAACGCCAUGUGAGAUGACCCAAGCUGAUUACCGCACGCUGGCGGAGAUGAGCGAGGGCUACUCCGGCAGUGAUAUCAGCAUCGCUGUCCAGGACGCCCUGAUGCAGCCAAUCCGGAAGAUUCAGACCGCAACCCACUACAAAAAGGUCGUGGUUGACGGCGCCGAGAAACUAACCCCUUGCUCCCCAGGAGACCAGGGGGCCACGGAAAUGACGUGGAUGAGCAUCGAAGCAGAGCAGCUUCUAGAACCACCGCUUGUCCUUAAGGAUUUCAUCAAGGCCGUACGGAAUUCGCGACCCACCGUCAGCCAAGACGACCUGAAGAGGAACGAAGAGUGGACCAAAGAAUUUGGCAGUGAAGGAGCUUAA